Lolium rigidum is the source of this 690-nucleotide messenger RNA. Its product is annotated as probable non-specific lipid-transfer protein 3. Gene Ontology annotation, biological process: lipid transport. NCBI's taxonomy places the organism in Eukaryota, Viridiplantae, Streptophyta, Magnoliopsida, Poales, Poaceae. The record is from RefSeq and is a predicted model, not a curated record. Gene Ontology annotation, molecular function: lipid binding. The transcript is spliced from 2 exons. Bases 46 to 690 code for a protein of 214 amino acids. Gene Ontology annotation, cellular component: membrane.
CGCCUAUAUCGCCAUCCAUCAAUCCGGUGCAACGCAACCACCACCAUGACUACGCCUACCCGCUGCCUCCCGGCGCUGGCCGCCGUUGCCGCUCUCCUCUUGCUCGCCGGCAGGUGGCAGGAAGCCGAGGCGGGGCCGGAGAACAACGACUGUGCCGUCGCUCAGACGGCGUUCAGCGACUGCAUCGCCUACGUCUCCGGCUUCGAGGACAAGUUCUCGCCCCGCUGCUGCAGGGGGCUGGCCGACAUCAAGGACCUGGCGCCCACGGCUGACCGGCGGCGUGCUCUGUGCGCGUGCAUCCACUCUGAGAUGGUCGCCGUUGGCAAGGUGAUCCCCGACCGCGCCAGCACCCUCCCCGCCAAGUGCGGCGUCCGUAUCACCUUCCUUCCGACCAGCUACUACUUCAAGUGCUCACAAUCCUCAGAAACCUGUGGAAUCGAAGCGGCCUCUUCGUCCCGCGAGUCUGCGAGCAGGCGAGACUCGCCCGUCGCCGCCUCCCUCCCGAUGCGUGCGAGCGACCGGAGCGGCGGAGCCCCGACGGCGGCGCGCAGGUUCGGUCCCCUCCUCUUCUCCCUUUCCUCGCUUUCCCCUCUUCUUCCCCUCUGCGCCGCCUCCCCUGGCUGCCCCUCUCCCGGCGCGGCCGCCGACGACACGGCCCCGCUCGCCGACCUCUCCCCGCGGGAGCUCUAG